GACCUGCAGGACUUGCUGGGCACGGAGAGAGCAGCGCGCCAGGACAGGCUGCUGCGCGUCGGAGGAGCGCAAAAGACCCGUUUGCCUAUAGGAGGAGAAUUUGCGAAUUUUAUGGGGAGGAUUGUUGGAAAGUAACCCCAACGACGAGACAACAAACCUCGCUCUUCGGUAAAUUAUCUAUUUUUUCAGGCAUCAGCACAGUGCUGAUUUAAGUGUCCAAACCGUGAGCGCGUAAGGUCCGGUGGCAUGUCCGAGAGGAAGAGCGCUGAACACCGCAGCUUUGAGGCUUCAUCACUGACAACUCGCGGAUCAGAUGGUGGCGAAAAAAUGACUCGGGCUCUCUCCAUCCUCGCUUACCUUCUCUCUUUGGUCCACUGUAGCAGCUGUGCUUACUCAGAGGAGUGUCUCAUGAACACUUUGCUUGAAAAGAAACGCUAUAAUCCGCUCAUCCGCCCGGCUGUCAACAGGACCGAGAGAGUCACAGUGAAGCUGCAAGUGUCUCUGGCUCAGCUCAUCAGUGUGAAUGAAAGAGAACAGAUCAUGACUACAAAUGUCUGGCUCACUCAGCACUGGGUGGAUUACAGGUUAUCAUGGGACCCUUCAAAAUACGAAGGUAUUGACAAGCUACGUAUUCCUUCCCGACACAUUUGGCUCCCAGAUAUUGUCCUGUACAACAACGCUGAUGGUACCUAUGAGGUAACAGUCUUUACCAAUGCCAUUGUCCUUUACAAUGGCAGCAUCAACUGGCUUCCUCCAGCCAUCUACAAAAGUGCCUGUAAGAUCGAGGUCAAGCAUUUUCCCUUCGACCAGCAGAACUGCACCCUCAAGUUUCGCUCUUGGACGUAUGACCACACAGAGAUUGACCUGAUCCUUAAGUCUGAGGUGGCCAGCAUGGAUGAUUUUACUCCCAGUGGCGAGUGGGAUAUCUUGGCGCUGCCAGGCAGACGAACUGUCAACCCUCUGGAUCCCACCUAUGUGGACCUCACAUAUGACUUCAUCAUCAAGAGGAAGCCCCUUUUCUACACCAUCAACCUCAUCAUCCCCUGUGUUUUGAUCACCUCUCUGGCCAUUCUGGUCUUCUACUUACCUUCAGACUGCGGGGAGAAGAUGACCCUCUGCAUCUCUGUCCUCUUGGCUCUCACUGUGUUCUUGCUUUUGAUCUCAAAGAUUGUUCCUCCCACCUCACUGGAUGUGCCACUGAUUGGCAAGUACCUGAUGUUCACCAUGGUGCUGGUGACCUUCUCCAUUAUCACCAGUGUGUGUGUGCUCAACGUGCACCACCGCUCUCCCAGCACCCACACCAUGCCUUCCUGGGUCAAGCUGAUAUUUCUUGUCAAACUGCCUGCCUUGCUCUUCAUGAGACGCCCUCACAAUAACUCUGCACGCCAGAGACUUCAACAACAGCGGUGUCUACGGGCGAGGAGAGCCAUUUUGGGCUUGGGUUACCCAGUUGGAUCGAAAACAGGUAUCAACAUGUCGUCUUCUGCCCUGCUGUCUUCCGACUCUGUCUUCUCCUACCCAGGACACCAAAAUGUAGCUCCACCACUAAGCUACAGCCACUCCAACAAGAAAGGGGAUGUGCGCCCCACUGAUUACCUUCCCAGUGGUUUGACUUGUCCCCAAGACCUCCAGCAGCAAAGCAACUCAGAUUGGGCUGCUGAUGUCCAGGAGGCGGUGAACGGGGUGCGCUUUGUGGCUGAGCACAUGAUGGGAGAUGAUGAUGAUCAGAGUGUGAUUGAGGACUGGAAGUACGUGGCUAUGGUGGUGGAUCGUAUGUUCCUGUGGAUCUUUGUGAUAGUGUGUGUGGUGGGAACCCUGGGCUUAUUUCUUCAGCCUGUCUUCCAGACUCAGAUUAUUCCCAGCCAGCAGCCCAGCUCAGAAACCCCUCACAUAUGAUGAGCAAUGAACAAGACAAGGCAAGUUUUAGGGUUUAUUUUUCUUCAGCAAUUAAGAUGGUAGGAUAUAUUCAUAUAAGCAGAUGCAGACCAGUGGCAGUUGCAAAGUCUUUUUUCUUAUAGCCUGUAAUGCCAUAUUGGUGGGGUCAAAAAGCACCAAUAGCAAACAUCAUAUGUGCCAAUCCCCACAAAUAAGGCAGACGAACCAAACAUAAAAGUACUUGCAACUACUCAUUGUGUACAACAGUGGAACAGACAGGAUCUUUGUGAGAGAUAGAAUGUGGAUAAAAUGUCUCCUAAUAACCAAAACCACGUGGUUUUCAGCAGUACAACCCUCAGCAUUUUGAGGAAAAUGGGUCAUCUGCAGAGGACCUAAUGUGGAAUCAUCGCAGGUGAUUUCCCUUCAUGUCUACAAAAGACAGCUGCAGACCUGGACUGAAUACCUCUCACAACACUGUCACAGUAUGCUGAACUGUUGCAGAAAUAUACCCAAUAUGACAGACACAUGAGGAACAUCUGUCUGCUGUCAGAUGUUGUGUGACUCCUUAUUUGUGUUUAUAUUAUUAUGUCUUUAAAAUGUGAUGUGUGAAUAAAGAAUGAACAAUAAAGACAAAUGUGUGUCCU
Molecule: messenger RNA, 2519 nt
Organism: Dicentrarchus labrax (European seabass)
Lineage: Eukaryota; Metazoa; Chordata; Actinopteri; Moronidae
Gene: chrnb4
Product: cholinergic receptor, nicotinic, beta 4 (neuronal)
Biological process (GO): chemical synaptic transmission; monoatomic ion transmembrane transport; regulation of membrane potential
Cellular component (GO): synapse; neuron projection; postsynaptic membrane
Molecular function (GO): acetylcholine-gated monoatomic cation-selective channel activity; transmembrane signaling receptor activity
Source: RefSeq, a predicted model, not a curated record